Messenger RNA from Melopsittacus undulatus (budgerigar), 4927 nucleotides. RefSeq names its product PBX/knotted 1 homeobox 1 (gene PKNOX1). The transcript is spliced from 12 exons. Gene Ontology annotation, biological process: angiogenesis; regulation of transcription by RNA polymerase II. Gene Ontology annotation, molecular function: RNA polymerase II cis-regulatory region sequence-specific DNA binding. The record is from RefSeq and is a predicted model, not a curated record. NCBI's taxonomy places the organism in Eukaryota, Metazoa, Chordata, Aves, Psittaciformes, Psittaculidae. Bases 254 to 1549 code for a protein of 431 amino acids.
GUAUCGGGCGGCGCGCCCGGCGAUUGGCCGUGUGCGUGUGUGCGCGGUGACGCGUGUCGCGGCGGUGCGGGUCCCGAUUGCUGCAGCCGCUUGUCAGUGUGACGAAGAUUGGCACCCAAGGUUUCUGUUGUUUACUUUGUGCAUCAGUGGGAUCACUCUACUGGAACAAGAUAAUGUCAUCUUCAACCCACUGAAGGAAAGGAAUAUUUGUUCAUACUUAUGAUGAUUUGACGUAAUUAACAUAUUAUUAACCAUGAUGGCAACACAGACAUUAAGUAUAGACAACUAUCAAGAUGGACAACAGAUGCAAGUAGUAACAGAAUUAAAAACUGAACAAGAUACUGAUGCAGAAGGGGUGAGUCCUGCCCCUGUAGAAUCUCAAACUCCAAUGGAUGCGGACAAGCAGGCCAUUUACAGGCACCCACUAUUUCCCCUGUUAGCACUAUUAUUUGAAAAAUGUGAACAAUCUACACAAGGCUCAGAAGGCACAACUUCUGCUAGUUUUGAUGUAGAUAUUGAAAAUUUUGUAAGGAAGCAGGAGAAAGAAGGAAAACCUUUUUUCUGUGAAGAUCCAGAAACAGAUAAUUUGAUGGUAAAAGCAAUACAGGUUCUACGUAUCCAUCUGCUUGAGCUAGAAAAGGUUAAUGAACUCUGCAAGGAUUUCUGUAGUCGUUACAUUGCCUGCCUGAAGACAAAAAUGAACAGUGAAACUCUAUUAAGUGGAGAGCCUGGAAGUCCUUACUCACCUGUGCAAUCCCAGCAAAUUCCAAGUGCCAUUGCAGGCACACUCAGUCCCCAAGGGAUUAUGGUGCAAGCAUCAGCAUUGCAGCAGGGAAAUGUAACUAUGGCAACAGUAGCAGGAGGGACAGUGUAUCAGCCAGUCACUGUGGUCACUCCACAAGGUCAAGUGGUGACACAAGCACUGUCACCUGGGACUAUUCGGAUCCAGAACUCUCAGCUUCAGUUGCAAUUAAACCAAGAUCUAGGCAUCUUGCAUCAAGAUGAUGGCUCAUCAAAAAAUAAAAGAGGAGUUCUUCCCAAGCACGCCACAAAUGUGAUGAGAUCUUGGCUUUUUCAGCACAUAGGGCAUCCAUAUCCAACAGAGGAUGAGAAGAAACAGAUUGCAGCACAAACAAAUCUGACACUACUCCAGGUUAACAACUGGUUUAUCAAUGCUAGACGGCGAAUUCUUCAGCCAAUGCUGGAUUCCAGUUGUUCUGAAACUCCAAAAACAAAGAAGAAAACAGCUCAGAACCGACCGGUUCAGAGGUUCUGGCCUGACUCCAUUGCCUCAGGAGUUGCUCAGCAGCAAUCUAACGAGCUUACAAUGUCAGAUGGUGCUGUUGUAACAAUUACAGCUCCAGUCAACAUGAAUGUAGACAGUCUUCAGUCCUUGUCAUCCGAUGGUGCUACUUUGGCUGUUCAGCAGGUGAUGAUGGCAGGGCAAAGUGAGGAUGAGUCUGUAGACAGCGGUGAAGAUGAUGGAGGAGAUCUCUCAACAACAAACAUCAGUGGGCUGGUCUUGGAUAACAGCGAUUCUCUGCAGUAGGAAGCGAGAGUGUGACAAAAUGUUUAGGAAAAAGAAUAAACUGACUGACUGACUUUUUAUAGUUUGCACAGCAAACAUUUUACACAAGUUUUAUUUCUAAUAUGUUUUAUAUGUAGAUAUAGAAGGGUGCACUUUUUUGUAUUUCAUAGUAAGCUUAAAGAGUGUUUUUGCAGGUGCAGCAACUUCUUUCAAAUGUUUUUUUUUCUCUUCAUUUCUUUUUCUUAUUUCAUAAAAUUAUAUCUAGUAAUAUAAAGAACCACAUAAGCACCCCUUUGUUCUAUGAAUUGAAAGUGCUGCCAUUUCUAAAGAAUUAUGCUGUUUCAAUUAGUGCUGUUUUUUAACACAGCUUUUGAUGGGCAGGUGAUGUAAAUUUAAAGCAUGUGACACUAGUGUGUGGAACUUGAUCAUUAAGUUAGAUGCAUAUAUUUGAAAGAUGCUUCUGCACCUUAAAAACUGCUAGUCUGAGGUGGACAGCAACACACAUAAAAAGAAAAUGUUGAUGUGUGAUUCGGUAGCGAAUGUAUGGCAAUUUAAAUAAGUUUAGUUUCUCUCAUAGUCCGUGAGCCUGUUUAUCAUUUGCUAUGAAAACUCCUAUUUUUACCUUGCCGGGGUUAUUGGAUAAAAAAAAAUAUUUUUAUAAAUUCACUAGGAAUUGGGAUGACGACUGUAUUAAGCAGGAGGUAAAAAAAAACUAAGUUUCCAGAGGGGAAAAAUAAAUGUUUAGUAUUCCUAUUUGGAAGGUCUGAAAACUGACCCAAUUUAAUAAAUGAGCCUAUGCUAGCAUUCUAUGAUUGUCAGCUAUCCCACAGUGAUACACUAUAUUUGAUAAUAGCAUAAGAAGGCCCCAGUGUUUGGUGGGAUUUUGAUAUUGUCAAACAUUGAUUUAUAUUAUGUAUAAACUAAUACUCAGAUUGCAUUAACUCUGUAUCUAGACUUGUAUCUGCAGAUAUUUGCUAAAUGAGUAUUCAGGUAAGUAAAUUCAAAUACCCACAACUUUUCCAGUUUUAGAGCAAUUUAACAGUUUAUAGUUUGUACAUCUGAAUCUGAAAAAUGAAAAGGUGCCUACUAUACAGUCAUGAAUUCUGCAAUCACUCUGCUAUUUUAUUGCAUUUGAAAUAUUUUCCCCUAAUACAAAAAGAAAUAUAACUUAAGGAUUUAUAUAAAACUUCUUCAAAUAUGAAGGUUGCUACCAGAAUAUACAGCAGGCUUUAUUAGAGUAGAAAAUCCUUGUGUGUCAUUUAAAAUCUAAGAGCUAGUGAUUUUUUUUUUUUUUUUGUGGUAACAGUUCAUUUCUUCUUUCCCAAAGUUCGGAAGCUGUCUGUCCAUGAACACGUUUGAAGAUUUGUAUUUCCGGUUGUUAAGUACAAAUAUCAGACUCCAAGAGUCUCAUGGUAUGAUCAAUGUCCUCUUUUUCCCCGUCCAUUCAUCACAGUGUUGGAUUAGAUCAAAGCCAGAACUUCCUUCUGAUUUAGACCAAAUCUAGUUGUGUUUCUCACAUGACAGGGAAAAAGAUGAUAGCUUUUAGACUCUUCUGACAUUGUGUUUGAACAAAGUCCUUUGGCAGAUGCAAAUAUUUAAUUGAAUACUUAAUCUCUGCUUCACAAACACUCAGGCAUGUGCUUAGGUCCCAUUGAUUUCAGUAGGAUUAAAUGCAUGUAUUUUUUAACAUGCUUAAAUGGUUGGAAGCUGGUCUUUAAAGAUUGUCUUCCAAGACAAGUGUAAGUUGGUAUGAAGAAAAACUUAAGAAAAGAAAUGUCAGUAGCAUUGGCAUACCUACAUGGAGAAUAGUAAUAGUUUUCAGUAGCUAGUAGCUAUUUUGAACAAUUUGUGUUGGGUAUUACUCAACACAAGUGAUGUUUCUGGUAUGGUUUUCACUGAUUCCUGGCUGAGAAUCUUGCUGCUUAGUUCAAAUGCUGUAUGAUCUCCAGCUGGAGUGGUAAUUUCUAAAGAAUUCAUUUACUUAAAACUUUUAUGCUUUGCUACUAAUGUGGCAUGUUUGUUAAAGAAUAUAGUAAAUGAAUGAUGAAAACUGUAAUUACAAAGGCUUUGACAUAGCAUAACUAUCUCAAAGGCUAUCACCAAAUCCAGUUUGAUGUCAAAACAUUUAAAAAGACAGAUGCUAUGUACAAAUCAUGCUCCUUUGGAAACAUUCAACCUACUGCUCCUACAAAGGAUACCUGAAAUGACUAGAGCUGGGAGGCAGAUUCUAUAUUUUUCUUUUUAGUUGUUUUUUGUUCAACUCUGUUCAGUGCUUCAUCACCCCCAUAGUUUCCAUUACAAAGUAGGGUAUAUUUGUUGAUUUGUUUGGAGUUUUUACUCAGCUGCCCUUCUUGAUGUUUAAUAUUGCAUUGAUCCUUGUACUGCCAGCACACAGGCAGAUAGAUGUACAGUCCACUUCUCAGUGGGUAAAGGGCUAUGGACAAAAACGUGCUUAUCUAAACCAACCUUUGCUGGAAGAACAGGCUAUUUCUCACUAUCUCCUUUCCCUCCCUGACCCAUGCUGCUGCCUCAGAUCUACCAGCAGAGCUUUGAUGAAGUCUGGGAAGCAGCUCAGCUGGCAGAUUUGUUGUGGUAGCAAGUGGCCAGCAGAAAAAGGAAGGGUAAACCAAAAUGGACAAAACUUCUGUGGUUUGGAGAUAAUGUGGCAGUGGGCAUUUGCUGGCAUUUCAAAACUAUGAGAACUGAGAUUUGAAAAAUUAGAACAAUUUAAUAUCUGUACAGCUGCUAGAUUAGGGCUCAGAAGUACGUAGUUUAUCUGUCACUUGGAAUUCAAUUGGAAACAACCAGGUAUCAGGGUUUGCAAACUUCUGAAAGACUUAUCUUUCAGAAGGAAACUGUUACUAGCUUUUUUUAUUCCCCCCACCUUACACGCAGCAGACGUUUUAUGCUUCUGGAACAUUUGCAAACUUGUCUUCAGUUAAUUUCUCAAUACCUGGAAAGUGAAGUUGACAGAAUUUACUGUGAAAGGGGGAAUAUGGAAUAGUUUUAUUGUCAAAUUAGAAACAUAAAAACAUAUGGAUAUGAAUUCCUAAAACUGAAAAGGCUUUACCCAUGUAAUCACAGGUAUUGCUUUAACAUAUGGAACUCAAACCUUGUCUUUUAGUUCUGUCAGAAUUCGGUGGUGGGUGUGAGCCCCACACAAGUACUUGUCCUUUUCACAAUUAAAGAAAAAAAAUGCGUCUUUCAUUUCUUGAUGUGCAAAAAAUAUGGGUGGUUUAAGCAAAGCAUCUAUUCAGGAAAGGUACAUGUUUACAUUAGUUAAAAAGUCUUUAUAGGGGGCCUAACCUUAAACCCAUGUAUAAUUCCUCCCCGCCUCCAAUUAAAGUCAUUCAUAUGCAAUAGAACUGAUUUGUUUUUAAAAUAAAUUUAAUUCUUCUG